This is a messenger RNA of Talaromyces marneffei, 1560 nucleotides long. RefSeq lists its product as uncharacterized. NCBI's taxonomy places the organism in Eukaryota, Fungi, Ascomycota, Eurotiomycetes, Eurotiales, Trichocomaceae. The record is from RefSeq and is a predicted model, not a curated record. The coding region runs from base 1 to 1560 and encodes 519 amino acids. Gene Ontology annotation, biological process: positive regulation of translational fidelity; formation of translation preinitiation complex. The transcript is spliced from 3 exons. Gene Ontology annotation, cellular component: cytosol; eukaryotic translation initiation factor 2 complex. Gene Ontology annotation, molecular function: GTP binding; tRNA binding; translation initiation factor activity.
AUGGCUACCAACGGCGACUUCUCAGACGAGGACUCGCAGCCGGGCUCGCCCCUCAUGGGCCACGAGCACGAAGACGACAUUGAGGAGCAGGAGCCUCUCGACCAGGAGGAGGACUUCGAGAAGCCUUUGAAAUCUGCUCUCAAAAACAAGGGUGCUGAUAUUCCAGUCUACGAAUACAAACGUCCAGAGCUCCCUGAGCAACCCGACCCAAACAGCGUGGACUUCGCGACAUUCACCCCCCUUACACCUGAGAUUAUUGCCCGCCAGGCUACGAUCAAUAUUGGAACUAUCGGUCACGUCGCUCACGGUAAAUCGACGGUGGUCAAGGCUAUUUCUGAAGUUCACACCAUUCGUUUCAAGAACGAGCAGGAGCGAAACAUUACCAUCAAGUUGGGUUACGCCAACGCAAAGAUUUACAAAUGUGACAACAUCGAGUGUCCCAGACCAACCUGCUACAAGAGUUACAAGAGUGAAAAGGAAGUUGAUCCUCCAUGUGAGCGUGAGGGAUGCACUGGCACAUACCGCUUGUUGCGACAUGUUUCCUUCGUUGACUGCCCCGGUCACGACAUUCUCAUGAGUACUAUGUUGUCCGGUGCCGCUGUCAUGGAUGCAGCCCUCCUUCUCAUUGCUGGAAACGAAACAUGCCCCCAACCUCAGACUUCCGAGCAUUUGGCUGCUAUUGAAAUCAUGAAAUUGAAUCACAUCAUCAUCCUGCAAAAUAAGGUCGACUUGAUGCGUGAGGAGGCUGCCCUAGCACACUACCAGUCUAUCUUGAAGUUCAUCCGAGGAACUGUGGCAGAUGGCUCGCCGAUUAUUCCAAUUUCCGCCCAGUUGAAAUACAACAUUGAUGCUGUGAACGAGCAUCUUGUGUCUCACAUCCCUGUGCCUGUUCGUGACUUUACCGCCGCUCCUCACAUGAUCAUCAUUCGUUCUUUUGAUGUCAACAAACCUGGUGCUGGCAUUGAAGAACUCAAGGGUGGUGUUGCCGGUGGUUCCAUUUUGACUGGUGUUCUCAAGUUGGACGACGAGAUUGAGAUUAGACCUGGUAUUGUCACUAGGGACGAGAACGGCAAGGUUCAGUGCCGUCCCAUUUUCUCGAAGGUUGUGUCCCUCUAUGCCGAACACAACGACCUCAAAUUCGCUGUUCCUGGUGGUUUGAUUGGUGUCGGAACCCGUAUCGACCCUACGCUUUGCCGUGCCGAUCGUUUGCUCGGUUUCGUCCUUGGUCUCCGUGGCAAGCUCCCUGCUAUUUACACUGAACUCGAAGUCAACUACUUCUUGCUUCGUCGUUUGCUCGGUGUCAAGUCCGCCGACGGCAAGCAAGCCAAGGUUGCUAAGCUCUCCAAGAAUGAAGUUCUCAUGGUCAAUAUUGGUUCCACCGCUACCGGUGCCAAGGUCGUUGGUGUCAAGGCCGAUGCUGCUAAGCUUGUUUUGACAAACCCUGCUUGUACCGAAAUCGGUGAGAAGAUUGCCAUUAGUCGUCGUAUUGAGAAACACUGGCGUUUGAUUGGUUGGGCCAACAUUGUUGCUGGAAACACUCUCGAGCCAGUCCAGGACUAA